This is a messenger RNA of Hymenoscyphus albidus, 1155 nucleotides long. The record is from the annotation of a GenBank genome assembly. Lineage: Eukaryota; Fungi; Ascomycota; Leotiomycetes; Helotiales; Helotiaceae.
CUACAACAACUCGACAUGGCAGCACAAUCUUCCUUUCCAGCGCUGCUGGAGACCCUUACGCAGGCAUUGACGUCUGCCUCGGAAUCUUCGAAAUCGUUACAUGCGCCAAUUCCUCCCGAGCAUGGAAUAUCUCUUCUCGACGUAAAAAACGAGUUAUUCCUGUCGUACCUACAAAAUCUCGUCUUCCUGAUCAUUCUCAAACUACGCAACCGCAAAACAAGGAACUCAUCCCCCGACGAUGAUGAGAAUGAAGAGCUUGACAACUCCGUUGUUAAAAAACUGGUUGAAUUGCAGGUGUAUCUAGAGAAAGGCAUGCGACCGCUUGAAGGGCGUCUGAAGUAUCAAAUCGACAAAGUUUUGCGCGCAGCAGACAACGCAAAGCGCGCCGAGGACGCGGCAACAGUGGCGAAGAACAAACCUACAGCAAAACUUGCAAGGAAAAACCAGGCGCAAGACGAAGAUACAGAUGCCUCUUCUGAUGAAAGUGACGACGAGGCUAUAGAUAGUGUUCCCCAACUCGAAGCCAACCAAAUCGAUGACCUCCAGUAUCGACCUAAUCCCUCUUCUCUUAUGCGUCCCGUCAAUCUCGACGAUGCCGAUGAUACAAAUGGCAGAUCCGAAAAUGAUGGAAUCUAUAAACCACCUCGCAUUCAGGCAACAGCCAUGCCAACCACAACCGGUCCACGCGAGAAGAUGGAUAGAAAAGCAAAUAAGUCCGCAACUCUGGAUGAAUUUGUCAAUACCGAAUUAUCGGCCGCGCCAUUGGCAGAGCCAAGUAUUGGUUCUACAAUCACCGGCGGAGGACGAAGAAGCAAGAGUGAAAAGGAAAAGAAGGAAGAGGCCGAACGCCGAGAGUACGAAGAAAAGAACUAUGUCCGUCUACCAAAGGAGACCAAAAAGGAGCGGGCCAAGAAGAAGGGAGGAAGAGAUGCUGGAUAUGGUGGUGAGGAGUGGAGAGGUCUUGGUGAGGGCAUUGAUAGGAUUGAAAGGUUGACCAAGCGAAAAGCUGGCGAAGGAAAGAAUAUUUUGGAUAAGAGUCGUAAAAGAUCUACUGAGCAUGGACCUAAGAGCAAUGGUGGCGCAGAAUUAGGUCAAGGGUUCCAAAAACGAUUGAAGACAUUGGAUGGCGGGAGAAGGGACCGAGGACGAAAGUAA